Messenger RNA from Trichosporon asahii var. asahii CBS 2479, 909 nucleotides. RefSeq lists its product as uncharacterized. The coding region runs from base 1 to 909 and encodes 302 amino acids. Lineage: Eukaryota; Fungi; Basidiomycota; Tremellomycetes; Trichosporonales; Trichosporonaceae. The record is from RefSeq and is a predicted model, not a curated record. The transcript is spliced from 3 exons.
AUGGCAGAAGAACAGAACGGUGAACGCGUACGCAAGCGCGACAUCGCCGCCAAGUACAUCUCUUGGGACAAGCUGACAUCCAGGAAGCAGGGACUUGACUACUCGGAGAAGCAGCUGAAGAAGGCUGUCGGACUCGGAGCGACGCCCAACGUGGUGCCGCUGGCGCAGCCGAUCACAAAUGGCGAGCCGCGCGAGCUCCGUGUUGGAUGGCACCCCGUCGGCGGGUUCGCGGGCAAGUGGUUUGCAAAGGAGACGGGCCUCGGACGCCUCAUCACUGAGAAGAUCAACUCAUAUCCCGAUCCGACCCAGCACUGGGCCGUGCUCGUCGGAGACUACGCCCAUCAGUUGUGGAUGCUGACAACCAAGGACGAGAACUUCGAUGUCAUCUACACGAACGCAAAGGUGAUCCCGGAAGAGUGGACGACGUACCCCGUUGGGUCGACGCGCUUCAACGACGAUGCGAUCCGGCGCACGGGCGAGCACGUGAUUGCGCAGCUGCGCGAGACAAGACCAGCGUACAACCUGAUCACGAACAACUGCCAAACGUACGCCCUGCUUCUGCUCGAUGCGAUCAAGGCGGAGGGCGAGGCCAAGUUUCCGACGACGCAGAACGUGUACGAGCGCCUGACGGGUCCGGGCAAGGUGCUCGACCUGUUCCUUCCGCCUACCGAUGUGCCGCAUGGCGCCGAGCCGCAGGGCCAGGAGACUGUCACCAACGCGCAGAGUGUCAUGACGGACCACACGCACCAGGUCGACGCGAACGCAAAGGCGGCCGAGGACUCGGAUACGGACCGGUCUCGCGGCAACAGUCCCGGCUCGCGAAGCAUGGGCGAGGUGGUUGACCAGGCCCGAGACGCCAAGAAGAAGGACGGCAUCUUCAAGCGCAUCUUCCGCAAGAAGAGCCCGUAG